AUGGAUAUGUUGAAGGCUGAGGAAAAGCGAUGGCUUGUGGUUGGAAUUUGCCUUUCAAAAGUUCUUACACCUGCAAUGAGGAGGGUUAUUGGGCAAGAAAUGCAUCAGUUGUAUCAGAACAUGGUUCUUCCACCAACAUGCAUUCAUUCACGAACAUUGUCUUCUUAUCUUAAAAGACUUCCACCUUCUACUGUACGCCUUAAUUAUGUGAACAUCAACAACAAUGCAACACAAUCAUCUUAUCACAGCUAUGAUUACUGUGUUAAAGAUGAACUGUCAUUAGCUAAACUGUUUGUGAAGCCAUUCAUGUCUAGUUUCACAGGUUUUGAUGAAACAUUGGAUUCAUCUGCAGCACUCUCUAUUUUAUGUGUAGCACCAAACUUUGUUUAUGAUGGAAUUGAUAUUAUUGCAAGUGAUGUACGUGAUUUGGUUCGUAAUGAAUGGGGCCAUUGUAAGUUUGCAACUUGGACUGAAGCUUAUUACCAGAACUGUUUUCAGCUUAUGGAAAAACUGAUCACAAGACUGAACCUUCCUGAAGCAUCGAAAAAAGAUGUUUUGAAGGACUUGCAAGAGUGGAGAAACAGAGGUAAGUGACAUCAAGGAACAUUUUAGUUGAGUAAUUUUUGUAAAGUACUCUUUGGCUAAUAAUUAACACUUAGCAGACUGUAUUUGACAAAAUUUUGGGAGUUGUUAGGGGAGGGCACGCAAAUUGUUUGCCUCAGCCUUUGGCUUUUAGGGAUAAUUUAUGAACUCCAAUAUUUUUCAAUAACAGUGUUUUAUAAUUAUUUUUAUCAUUUUGAUCCUCAAGUUUUUUUAAAUCUAUAUAUUUUUUUAAAAAAUUACCUUCAGUUCUGAAAGUCUAGCGAAGAAGUUAGCCCUUUUUAUGAGUCAGAAUAGCCCUGAUACAGCUACAAAUCAAAAUAAUACCAUUUAAUAGCCUUCUAUUUGAUGACAUUUAACCAUUGAAUGUUAUUGAUACAUUUGGGACUAAACCCAGAUCCCCACUCAACCUUAACUGUUUAACUCCCAGAUCAAAUUUGUAUUUCUCCUUUCUGUCAACCAUACAAUUCUUAUCAUGUUAGCUCAAAGAAUUUAGUAUUGAAUCAACCAAUUAUCCCCAAAUUGAAAUUUUUCUUAAUUCUCAUCAUUUAUCUGGUUGAUAUUGUAUUGAUAAUGUAAGGAGAAAUUCUGUCUUGGUCACUCAUGGGAGUUAAAGGUUUAAGCAAAUUCCAUAAUUAGGAGUGCACUUUAGACUGUUAUAUGUCUUCAAUUGGUUAACCCUUUACACUCUUAUAUCAGUCUCCAUAUUCUCCAUAAUAUCCAUUGUGCAUUUCCUUUGGCACUGACAGCAAGAAUUCAUUUAACAUUCAAAGCUUCUCAGGGUGGUGAUCAUUUCCUUUAUUCUCAUGAUUGUUAUGAAUGAUUCAGCAUUAUUAAUACUAAAUGGAGAAAUUAGAUGCUGGUCAAUCUUAGGGUUACUAGGGUUAACCACUAGACAAUGAUACGUAGUAAAUAAUCCCUUUCAUGCAGAUGGUAUGUCUCCUGAGGCUGAGAUAUCGUCCAAGAAGUAAAUAUUUGGCUAAGAAGUAAAGCUUUUGGGGCAAAUGUGAAAUUUGACUGAUCAAUACCAGAAAGCCAGAAGGGGGUUUAUUUAUUUUAUAACCCUCUUGUUCAUUUUUGUAAUUUGCAGUAUUUGAGAUCAGCUUUUUAAUGUCACCAUCACUAGGCUAAGGGGGGGGUUAUAACAAGUACUAUUAGACUUACUAUCAAAACUCUGAUUGGUUGAGAGCACCCAGUCAAUGUGCAAUAGCAUUUAAAGUUGACAUGACAACCCAAAAUCUGCAGCAGAUAUUGGGUUAUCAUGUUGAGUUCAAAGUCUGCCUAGUUUCCUAACCUCUUGUCAGUGAAGAACUGUUUGUAACUUUUUGUAAACUCACAGAAAAGUGUGUUCUUUUGUAGAUUGUCAAAUAAAUGUAUCAAAGUAAAAUAAUUUUUGAAUUCAGUUUUUGCAUGAUGUCAUGAAUUUUCAACCUCCUUUCUGUUUUAUCUGCCUCAGCUUUUGGUUUUGGUCAAUAACUCCAACCAUGGCAUUGAUAAUUCAUGAUAUCAUGCUCAACCUCAUCCAAUAAUUGCUUAAUAUUCAUGAGAUGGUAACACCUAAUUUAUCAUUUCAAAUACAAUAAUAGGAACAAACAUGUGCUUUGGACAACCUGUUAAUGGUGAUGUGCUGAAACUUGUACAAGAGGAAAUGGCAACAUUGGUUAUAUCUGUUGAAAAAAAUAAGGAAACUUGGGUGCAGGAUCAUGAGGGACUAAGAAAGAAUCUGCAAAGUUUGACACAACUUUUUGAACUUGACAUCAAGCGACUUGAAGCUAGCCAUGUGGCCUUAGAAAGUGGCCUCAGUGUCCUUAAAGAGGAUCAGUUGAGGAUGAAAGAAACUCUAGUGGAAAAUGAAAUGAUAGCAUCAUCAAAUGCAUCUCUCAUACAGCAUGUUAAAGAUAGUUACGAAGAGAAACACAAAGGUCUUCAAUGUCAACAAGAGGUUUUGGAAGGGAAAGUUGCUGGUUUGUCUCAAGGAAUGGAAAAGUUGACUUCAGAAGGAAACAAUUGGCUCACAAGUGGUAAAUUUAUGAUUGAAAAUUAGUCAAUGUCAUUGAUAAUUUUUGAAAUUGUUUUAGUGUAGAAGAAGAGCAAGUUUUUAAACAUCCCUUUGACCUGGAGGGGUCAUUGUGUUGUGUUUUUGGGCAAGGCUCUUUCCACCCAGGAGUUUAAAUGGGUCCUGGGGAACUGUCAGGGAAGCCUGAUGAAAUUCUGGGGGGUAACCUUGCAAUGGCUGGUAUUCAUCCAAAGGGGAGUAGUAAAUUACUCUUUGUUGCUUCAUGCUACUGAAACUACGAUAAAGGUCUGGUUGGAUGGGCAACAUGGCUUGAGUGUAGACUUCACCUUUCAGUUAUGUAUUUGGCUAUUGAGUAAUGCUAUAUACUGUAGGUAAUUUGGAUGAUCAUAACAUUCUGUAAAUAACAAUACAUGCUUCUGAAAAAAUGCCAGUAUUGUCAUGUAAUAUGGUACUGUUAGAAGUGUAAGUACAUGUAUGUUACUAUUGUAACUUAUAUGUGGUAUUCAGUGCAAAAAUAAAUCUUCAAAUCUUGUUGAUUCACUUUUUGCUAUUUCAGGACUCCAUUGGAAAAUCCCUGUAACAUUAGUGCUGAGUAUUGUCAUGAUUUUCCUAUAUGAGUAUUAUACUCCAGGAUCUAAGCUUCAUUAUUGGCAUUGUAGAAGGGAAAGCAUCCAAGGCCACACUUUGUCUUUCGUUUUCAAGACAAAUGAUCACCAGGUAAACUAAGUGUUCAGGUUAAGAUAAUUCCUCCUCUGUUCUUAAAACUCAGCCAGCUCUUGUGUUUGGGUUUCACCCUACAAACCCUUUCCCAGGCCCACUCAGUCAGGGUAAAAGUUACUGAAACUCCUAUGGUUGACUGUAAGAGUAAACUAAGGGAGAGAAACUGAUUGGAAAUUUUGUAGAAAAUUCCACAAAUAACUUAUUUACUCAAUAAGAACAACAGGUAUUAUCCUGUAACUGACUUCUUCAAAAUACUAAGGUCUGAUUAACCUAAUUAAAUUGAAUUCUUUGUCAAUAGACAAUGAUGUGAAAUUCAAAGGUGAAGUUAAAAUGCUAUUGUUUUUCUGAAGCCUUUAGCUUGCAAACAGAGAUUACUGUUAUCAACUGAUUAAAUCAGCCAAUGUAAUAAAUAUGAAUGGAUUGUUAUUUAAGUGUAACAAUUAACUGUCACGGUCAGACUUUACAUUCUGUUGAUUCAGAACAGUUUCGUUACACGACGUUUUAUUUAUUAAGAGGAGCUCGUUUACAUAACUAUUACUCUUAUUGUUACAUCUUAACAGACACCGUCAGUGAAUGGAAUUGAGUUCAGCUGGGAGGCUUUAAGAAAGAAAUUGAACCUUAAGAUCCGUCCUCAUAAUGAGCCAGGUAUUUAUUUUUAUUAACUUCGCAGCCAAGAGCAUGCUAACGACCUCAGUGAUUUUCAAUUACGUUUUUGGCAACCUUGGAACAGUUUUCGAGUAAGCAUCGAAAGUGAUACGGGAUAACUUUCUCAGUAAGUUGUCUUGAAAACUCGCGUCACUUUCUUAACCAAUCAGAUUUAAAACUAAAUCACGACUUGGUCACCCGUGUUUUCCCGCGCUUCAGGAAGUGUAGUUAUUUUUACCUUGAGUUCUCAUUGGCUCCUUGGGAUUUUUCCUUUGUUGUGAUUGGCCUUUUUAAAUACUUUGGUUCUGGUUUUACGGCGCUCAAUCGAAAAGCGCACUAAUCAAAGAAUUCACAACGUCCAAUCAGAACAGAAAAAAAUAUUGCGAAGAGCCGAUAAGAAUCGGAGUUAAGAUAAGUAAAAGGACUCAAACGCGGGAAAAAGUCCACUCAGUUGAUUUCCAUCUUUCUGAUCGAUAGAGACGAUGGUGCAAGAUUUCUAGAACAAUCGCAGCACGUAUUUAAACUAAACCUUUGGAAUCUCAGAUUAUAUUCGACGUUCGGACAAAAAUUGCUCCAGAAAACAACAGCAUGAAAUAGAUAAAGCCUCUUUUCAAAGGGCUGAAUUAUACGAAAACGAAUUUACUUUGUAUGAAGAAAAUAAAAAAUGAAAUAAAACAGCAGGAAUAAAGUGCUCCCAGAUGCAUGAUAUCGUUGAAUUAUUCUAUUGACAAAUAUGUUACAUCACAUCUAAUGAAAGGUUUGUAGUCCCAGUAUUCAAGCGGGAUUAUUACCUUACCCUGAGUCAGUUGGUCUGCAGAGUAUGUGAAAGCUCGGAGAAAUCAAAUGCGUUUCGUCAACGAUUAUAAGUCCAAAAUUAAACACACGCACGCCAUUUUGUGUAGACUAACCGACCAGAACCCCUCCUCAAAAAUAUCCUUGUGAAAGAUUAUUUCAUAUUUCACGUUUUCUUUAUUAAAGGGGUGCAUUACUACCUCAACAUCGAUCGCUGUGCAUACGGAGGUGUCGUACUUGUGCGCUCACUCCUGGACAAGACUCCUCAAGUGCGGGGGGCAGAGGUUUUAGCCGUGAACUCUGAUUGUUCUCGAGUCUUUUACCAUGAUGACGGCGUCUGGAGUCUUUACCAAAGUGCAAGAAAUAUCCGUUGCAUGCCUGCAAAUGGAUGAUGCAGUUCAUUUGUUUCAGCUUAGGGUUAGUACCCGUUGUCCUAAGGCGUAUCAGCCUAGAGAAAAAGGAUUUUUCAAUUUAAGUGUCGAAAGUAAUCCUAGACGAUAUCCCUGAUUUUCCCGUUUGCACUGAUUUUGUUGAAGAGUUCGGACUUUUCGAAGUUUUUCGAUUAAAACUCAGUUUAUCAUGUGGAGCGUGUUAAGUCAUAUUUGAGUUUAUGUGUGAGCGAUAUAUUUUUGUGAUAAUCGGUAGAGCGGAUUGAAGAUAGCAGCUAAGUCAUGAUAUUCUAAGUCUAUGUUUUCGACGCCCAAUAUUGUUAAUAUUACCUUCAAUUUACAGGGAACUACUAAAUAUUGCUUUACUAAGACAGAAAACCACCAGAAAGGUAAUAAUGAGGGAAGAAGAAAUAUAAAUGAUU
Pocillopora meandrina is the source of this 5585-nucleotide messenger RNA. Lineage: Eukaryota; Metazoa; Cnidaria; Anthozoa; Scleractinia; Pocilloporidae. The record is from the annotation of a GenBank genome assembly.